AUGCCAUCUGAACAGCUUGAGGUUUUCAUCAAGGCACUUUCUCGCCUUCUAGGAUGGAUAUAUAUGGUCUGCUGGUCAGCCUCGUUCUAUCCUCAACCGAUCUAUAAUGUGCGGCGCGGGUCGACAGCGGGUCUCUCCAUCGACUUCCCGACCAUCAACCUACUGGGGUUCGCCUGCUACACGAUCUAUACUUCAUCGUUCCUCUACUCCCCCCUCAUUCGCCAGCAGUAUGCGUCCCGACAUCCGGCGGCCAGCGAGCCGACCGUCCGCUUCAACGACUUGGCAUUUGCGGUGCACGCAGUCAUCAUGAGCAUGAUCGUCUACUCGCAGUUCUGGCCGUUCAUCUGGGGUUUGAAUGUGUCUCGAUUCCAACGGAUCAGCAAGCCCAUGGCGGGUCUGUUCUGGGGUUGUGUGUGGGCGCCCGUCGUGAUGAUUUGGGUUGUAAUGUCGCGGAGCCCGGACGAAGGCCACAACCCAGCAUCCUGGGCGUGGAUCGACGUGGUCUAUACAUUUUCGUAUAUGAAGCUCAUUAUCACCGUGGUCAAGUAUGUGCCGCAGGCAUGGUUGAAUUACAAGCGGAAGUCGACUGUCGGAUGGAGUAUUGUGCCCAUGUUGUUGGAUCUGGCUGGCGGCGUAUUGUCGCUGGUGCAGCUUGUCCUGGACUCGAGCCUCCAGAGUGACUGGAGUGGCAUCACGGGCAACCCGGUCAAGCUCCUGCUGGGGAAUGUCACGAUCUUUUUCGAUCUCGUCUUCGUGGUGCAGCACUACGUACUGUACCGCGACUCCAGCACGAAAUCAGACCAGACUCCCCUUCUGGCCGACCACUGGAGGGCCCGACAGGCAUGA
This is a messenger RNA of Penicillium alfredii, 846 nucleotides long. RefSeq names its product putative L-cystine transporter. The transcript is spliced from 4 exons. Gene Ontology annotation, cellular component: fungal-type vacuole; vacuolar membrane. Gene Ontology annotation, molecular function: L-cystine transmembrane transporter activity. NCBI's taxonomy places the organism in Eukaryota, Fungi, Ascomycota, Eurotiomycetes, Eurotiales, Aspergillaceae. The coding region runs from base 1 to 846 and encodes 281 amino acids. The record is from RefSeq and is a predicted model, not a curated record. Gene Ontology annotation, biological process: L-cystine transport.